UGAGCCAGCCAGCUCCUUCCCUGCAAGAAAGAGCAGAGGCUUUCCCAGCUCUAUCCCCAGCCAUGGCCUUUGCAAAUCUGCGGAAAGUGCUCAUCAGUGAUAGCCUGGACCCAUGCUGCAGGAAGAUACUGCAAGAUGGAGGGCUGCAAGUCGUGGAGAGGCAGAACCUGAGCAAGGAAGAGCUGAUAGCAGAACUGCAGGACUGUGAGGGCCUCAUCGUGCGCUCAGCCACCAAGGUGACCGCUGAUGUCAUCAAUGCGGCGGAGAAGCUGCAAGUCGUGGGCAGGGCUGGCACGGGAGUAGACAAUGUGGAUUUGGAGGCUGCUACGAGGAAGGGCAUCCUGGUGAUGAACACUCCCAACGGAAACAGUCUCAGUGCAGCUGAACUCACCUGUGGGAUGAUCAUGUGUCUGGCAAGGCAGAUUCCCCAGGCGACAGCAUCAAUGAAAGAUGGCAAGUGGGACAGGAAGAAGUUCAUGGGAACAGAGCUGAAUGGAAAGACCUUGGGAAUUCUUGGCCUAGGGAGAAUUGGGCGAGAGGUGGCUACCCGGAUGCAGUCCUUUGGAAUGAAGACCAUAGGGUAUGACCCCAUCAUUUCCCCUGAGGUCUCUGCCUCCUUUGGAGUUCAGCAGCUGCCCCUGGAAGAGAUCUGGCCUCUGUGUGAUUUCAUCACGGUACAUACGCCUCUCCUGCCCUCCACCACAGGUUUGUUGAAUGAUGGCACCUUUGCUCAGUGCAAGAAGGGGGUGCGUGUGGUGAACUGUGCCCGGGGAGGAAUUGUGGAUGAAGGGGCCUUACUCCGGGCCCUGCAGUCUGGUCACUGUGCUGGAGCUGCUCUCGAUGUGUUCACAGAAGAACCACCUCGGAACCGAGCCUUGGUGGACCAUGAGAAUGUCAUCAGCUGUCCCCACCUUGGGGCCAGCACCAAGGAAGCCCAGAGCCGCUGUGGGGAGGAAAUUGCCAUCCAGUUCGUGGACAUGGUGAAGGGGAAAUCUCUCACGGGUGUUGUAAUGCUCAAGCUCCUUACCAGUGCUUUCUCUCCACACACAAAACCUUGGAUUGGUCUGGCAGAAGCAUUGGGGACCCUGAUACGAUCCUGGGCUGGGUCCCCCAAAGGAACCAUCCACAUAGUGACACAAGGAACAUCCCUGAAGAAUGCGGGGAACUGUCUGAGUCCUGCUGUCAUUGUUGGCCUUUUGAAAGAAGCUUCCAAGCAGGCUGAUGUGAACCUGGUGAACGCCAAGCUGCUGGUACAGGAGGCCGGCCUCAAUGUCACCACUUCGCAUAACCCUGCCGUGCCAGGGGAGCAGGGCAGUGGGGAAGGCCUGCUCACUGUGGCCCUGGCAGAUACCCCUUACCAGGCAGUGGGUUUGGUGCAGGGUACUACACCCGUGCUCCAAGCGCUCAAUGGAGCUGUCUUUAGACCAGAAGUGCCUCUCCGCCGGGGCCUGCCGCUGCUCAUGUUCCGAGCUCAGUCCUUCAGCCCUGCCAUGCUGCCUACCAUGAUUGGCCUUCUUGCAGAGGCAGGUGUGCAGUUACUAUCCUACCAGACCUCCGCGGUGUCAGAUGGGGCCACCUGGCAUGUCAUGGGCAUCUCCUCCCUACUGCCCAACCUGGAUGCAUGGAAGCCGAACGUGACAGAGGCUUUUCAGAUUCACUUCUGACCCCGAGAUGCUUCUUGGAGUCCAGCCUCGGCGACUUUUCAGAUGCAGCUGGCCUGCCACACUUAGCAGGGAGAACAGAGCCUCAUUCCUGGGGCUGGUACUGGUUAGGCCACUGCAGAUUGCUGAAUCAUCCAGCCUUUCUGGAACAGAAGCAACCACCUAAUAAAGUGCCUGCCCCAAAUUCCUUCCUUUGCAGUGUUAUUAGCCUGAAGACCCACUCCAGGAAACAUGGGCAAUCCUGAGUUUGGGAGGUGGUGAGGUAGGGUAGGGAGAGAUACUUUUUGGAGCAUCUCUGUUUAUAUUUCUAGGGUAUUUCAUAGCCCUUCCAUUUGGGGAAUUACAUACUAAUAAACAAUUCAACCUAGAUAA
This is a messenger RNA of Suncus etruscus (white-toothed pygmy shrew), 2033 nucleotides long. It is a transcript of the gene PHGDH, whose product is annotated as phosphoglycerate dehydrogenase. The record is from RefSeq and is a predicted model, not a curated record. NCBI's taxonomy places the organism in Eukaryota, Metazoa, Chordata, Mammalia, Eulipotyphla, Soricidae. Gene Ontology annotation, molecular function: phosphoglycerate dehydrogenase activity; NAD binding. Gene Ontology annotation, biological process: L-serine biosynthetic process.